AUGAAUCAUGAGUGCAAGGUGACAUGGGUAAUGGCUGAGUAUAUGCUGGCUAAGAAGAAGGAGCAAGUUUCUGUGUAUAGUCUCUUAAUCCUCUAUGGGAAGCAUAUAUUGUCACACAUUUACGUUUUCUCUGAGAGAAUCUCUGUUCUGAGCAGAUAUGAAUGUUUCAGGAGAUCUACUCUUCACAAAUCAAACAUGAAGAAGCUAUUAGAGAGUAUCACAGGGACUAAGAAUAUGAACAACGACGACCCUAGGCUGUCCGUUGUUAGUGGUAUAGCAAAAAUGUUUGUUGGUGAGCUCGUGGAAACAGCUCGACUGAUUAUGGUGAAAAGGAAAGAAUCAGGACACAUCAGACAGACCUUGCCAUAUCCGAGAGUCCUAUCGUAG
Molecule: messenger RNA, 387 nt
Organism: Raphanus sativus (radish)
Lineage: Eukaryota; Viridiplantae; Streptophyta; Magnoliopsida; Brassicales; Brassicaceae
Product: transcription initiation factor TFIID subunit 11-like
Exons: 2
Coding region: 1-387 (128 amino acids)
Biological process (GO): RNA polymerase II preinitiation complex assembly; transcription initiation at RNA polymerase II promoter
Cellular component (GO): transcription factor TFIID complex; nucleus
Molecular function (GO): transcription coactivator activity; protein heterodimerization activity
Source: RefSeq, a predicted model, not a curated record